Molecule: messenger RNA, 1854 nt
Organism: Cyclocybe aegerita
Lineage: Eukaryota; Fungi; Basidiomycota; Agaricomycetes; Agaricales; Hemipholiotaceae
Source: the annotation of a GenBank genome assembly
AUGCCCUUUCGCGCCCUUCGUCUGUUCGCUGUCCCGACCAGUCCCGACACAUUGCUUGCCAGCUCACUCUCCUUUGCGUCAACCCUUCAACUGGCCGCCGGGAAAGCAUGGUCUCGACGUGUUGCGGCGCAUUCCCCACUAGAACAUGCCCGAAAACGCGGUGUACGCUCAGUAGGAGGGUGUCAAACUGCCUCUAAACCGGUUGAGUGGGAAUAUCGAAGGCAGCCUGGUCCUUCUCGACUGGGGAACGUGACUCAACCCUUGAGCUUUCGAGAUAACUUCCUCCGAGAGCGUGGCAAGGGCACAACUCACGAGACGAGUUUCAUGCACGCUGGUCACUCAGCUAAGCUUCACACCACCGCAAGCCAGGUAGGGAAACAGAAUCGCCACCAGCAUACGCGUAGACGCCAACGUCAUCUACCUUCGGACCUUCGUGAUUUACCACAGCGUCACCCCAAAAUGAGUUACCUAGCUGGUGUCACCGACUUCGACCUCCAACUCAGCGAUUACCUGCCAUCGCCUGAGGACACACAUGAACCCGAUGAAGAAUCCUGCGACUUGUUCGAUGAACUACCCCCGGAGCACCAUUCAGAAGUCCUUACGCCAGUGGCCACGGCAUUCAAAGAACCCCGACCAUCAUACCUUAAUGCUCCUAGAGACUGGCGCGCACUUUGCCAGAACCUUCUCUAUCUCGUCAACGUCCGUAAACCCUCUCUCAGCCUUCCGGCACUGUUAGACUAUCAUGCCCGCUAUCCUCACCACCAUUCAACGUAUUCAUACAAUCUACUCAUUGACUUGAGUAUCAAGCACCAUUCCCACCCAAUUGCGACCAGAUUACUUCACGAACUUCGACAGUCCGGCAUUCCAGAGGAUAUAGAGACCUAUAAACUGCAAGUCCGUUUAUACGUCCAUCAAGCACAAUGGAAUUACGCGUGGGGCUACGUGCGCAGUCUGCAGAGAGAAAACAAACUGCCUAAAGACGAAAAUGGCCGGCCUGACAUGCCCCUGCCAAUAUGGCUGGAACUGUGUCGUGCACCCAAAAGACGGCGCAGUAGACGCUCCGCUCAGCAGGGCGGUGCUCAUGACGGACAAUCCUCAGUACCCCCUUUCGACACGAAGUCCUUUCAAAUCCAACGGCAACUUGUAAAUUCCAACAGGCCAUCGAGAUUGCCACCCCUUCACGAGACACCCCCAUAUGCAAUAUAUUGUCUAGUUCAGCUGAUGAUGAGGGCGGGCGAUAGGGAUGGUGCCUUGGCGCUGACUGAGGCGUACUUCAAAGCAAUACCUCGCGUUCUGGACACCAAGAAGAUGCUGGUCUGCCUAAGGGUCGUCCAUAUUCACAUGGCCUUCAGCCCUAAAAAGAGCGGGCUCCCAAAGUACGAUGACGCACGGAAAAAGAUGCAUUCAUUACUGCGCCUCCACCCGAGUCUUCGACCGACCUCUCGGACAGUAUUCCUCCUUCUCUCGAUGCUUCGACGUGCCAAAAAGUGUGGGACUGUGGCCUGGAAGCAGCUCGCGUUCUUCAAGUCGCGAUGGGGCAAUCAUCUCGAAGAUAGGCGCGUAUUACGUCGCGUGUCCCAGUUAGCGCUCAAGGAGGGUCGGAUGGACAUAGUUCAGAAGCUAAAAGCCACCGUGAGGCUAGAGCGGUCUGAACGACGAGAACGCUUACUCGAAGAGAGUGUGAAGGGUGGGCCGAACCGAGCUCCAACGGAGAAGCUCUAUCGACUUCCUCUGCGGCAGGUGUACCCCUCGCAUGGUCGAGAAGGCCGCUUGUGGUUUCGUCACCAGGCGAGCAUAUAUCGGCAACAGGCUCGACGGAGGAAAAGAGCGGCCAAGGCUCACUCUACGAAAUGA